Molecule: messenger RNA, 1875 nt
Organism: Symbiodinium sp. CCMP2592
Lineage: Eukaryota; Dinophyceae; Suessiales; Symbiodiniaceae
Source: the annotation of a GenBank genome assembly
AUGCACGCAUGUGAAGCAACUUCGAGUCGCUCUGUGCAAGUUUCACUUCUCGGACUCGCACCAUCGAUCGGGUUGGGUAAUCUAGGGAACUUUCUGCGCAUUCGACUCCAUGUCAUAGUGUUCGCAAUCUCAGUUCUCGGACUGACGAAUGCACAUGCGCAGCAGCUGGACAUCAAUGAAUCGAUGCGUGUUUACCGGACGAUUGACAGCUGGGUACGCGACUUGAGCGUCCCGGAUGAACUGGGUGAACCCGUCCCCGCACUCAGCGUCGCGAGUGUCACGCUGCGUCUGGAUGGUCAGGUCAUCGGGAGAGGGCAGAUUGUCCACGCAACACCAAAUGAGAUGGCCGUCGCACAAGCAACGCUCAGCGCGAUCGCACAAGCAAACCAGUGGGUCCGCAACCGUGCGGAUGUUGAGCCGAGUGAAGAAGUCUGGGAAUCCAUUGCUUCGCGGAUGACACUUAGCGUUGAGCUUGCGCAAGACCUUGUCCCGAUGAGUGAAGAUUCGCUUGCGCAGCACGGCUUGGGUAUGUCUCAAGGUGUUCAUGCGCUCGCGAUGCGUCUUGGUGAGCGUGCCGAGAUUGUGACCGCUGAUGAGAUGUUCGCGCUCGGGAUCGGGAUGGAUCGUGCCGCGUAUUCCAUGGCGACUGAACUCUCUGGAGACGGCGCCAUGUCGCUCGCGUCGAUCGGAGAGCUGCUCUCGCGUGGAUACGAGUUCGCUCGAUGCGAACCGAUCUGGAUCGCGCAGUCUGCAGAGGGUCGUGGGGGGGUGUUCAUUGAUCGUGGAGGACGAGUGAUCGAGGAGUCCGCGAUCGGACUCAAGUCCAUCCGAUCUAUGGCGGAUCAGCUUGCAUCGUUCCUCGUCGCACAACGCUGGCCAGGUAGCGAGGCAUACGGGAUGGUCGGAUCGCGCGAUGUGAUCAGUGGACGAUCGAAUCCCGAAGUCGCGCCAAUCUAUGAACAAGCACUCGUCGCGUACGCUCUUAUGAAGUACGCCGAUGACAUGGGUGAUCCAACAAAGCUCGCCGCGCGUGAGUUCGCGAUGGACCUGCUCAGUGCGAUCGCAGAGGUUCAGCCCGGAGAGCCGGCGCCUUGGGACGAUCAAAUCGGGAGUGCCGCGUGCAUGCUCGCGUUCACAGAGUACGGAUUCGGAUUGCGGCCCGAUACAUUCGCGGCACUUGAAAGACGCUGUACCGAAACGCUCAACAAGACCUACACGCCGAUCGAUGGAUUCGCAUCGUCGCUUCCGCCCGCGGCUCAGGGACUCGUGGCGCACGCAUUGGUCAAGAUCAACCACGAGCACGCCGAGCAUGCGGUCCGAGCCGUGUUCCGUGACACACAAGCGGGUGAGUUGGUAGCGCAGAUGCCUUUCCUCGGAUGGGCCGAGCUCGAACUUGCGAAAGGUAGGGAACAAGUCCCUGCAUCCGAAGCACUCAACCAGAUGCGUGCAUUCGUUUGGGGGCAUCAACUCGGCAAAGCCGACCUCGACUGGCGCGAUCGUGAUUACAUCGGUUCCGUCGUGUUCACCAAAGGCACCAAUCGGCUGCCCGGGAGCGAGAACAUCCGUCCCAUCGCGUUCCUGUGCUCGAUGCUCGGAGAUCCAAGACUCACCCAAGGCACCAUCGCGGACUUCGAGGUCGCAAGCGAGAUCGGACGCGUCGCGGCUUCGAUGCGCUUCGUCAAUCAACUGAUGGUCGAUGACACGAGCAGCUUCCUGAGCAGAGCGCCGCAGAGGAGUAUCGGCGGAGUGCGCCAGUCCCUGACGGAUUGGAAUGCGAGCCCCGUCUCGUCAGCCUUGGCGCUGCUCGCGGCUCUGGAGUUUGAGGAUUCCGUCCGCGCGAUCGGUGCUCGACAAAUUCCUGAUCCGAAGCCUUGA